Stomoxys calcitrans (stable fly) is the source of this 1591-nucleotide messenger RNA. RefSeq names its product sodium/potassium-transporting ATPase subunit beta-1. Gene Ontology annotation, biological process: sodium ion export across plasma membrane; intracellular potassium ion homeostasis; potassium ion import across plasma membrane. Gene Ontology annotation, cellular component: sodium:potassium-exchanging ATPase complex. NCBI's taxonomy places the organism in Eukaryota, Metazoa, Arthropoda, Insecta, Diptera, Muscidae. Bases 159 to 1100 code for a protein of 313 amino acids. Gene Ontology annotation, molecular function: ATPase activator activity. The record is from RefSeq and is a predicted model, not a curated record. The transcript has 5 exons.
AGAGUUCAGUCAGUCAGUGAUCUUUAGCCGUGGACGCAACAACGCGUACUGGGCCUAACGGAAGUCAGUCGUCAGUCACUCAGCUCAGUUCGUCGUCAAUCAGCCAGCCACAUCUGCCCGCCUUCAACCAUCCAACAACCCACACACACAUCACAAAAAUGUCCAAAACGAACGGUGCAAAAUCCGUGGUCACAGAAUUCCAAUUCUAUGCACCCAAAGAGAAGCAGUCAUUCGGGCAAUUUUUCUACAACAGCAAUGAUGGCACCUAUAUGGGCCGCACACCUAAAAGUUGGGGUCAACUUUUGACAUUUUAUGCAAUUUUCUACAUUGUGUUAGCUGGUCUAUUCGCAAUUUGUAUGCGUACUCUACUCGGCACACUGGACGAUAGGGAGCCCAAAUGGCAAUUGGAAAGAUCUUUAAUUGGCACAAAUCCUGGCAUGGGUUUUCGUCCCCUCAGCGAUGAUACUGCUCGUGGUUCUCUCAUUCAAUUCGAUAUAACCAAAAACGAAGAGAAACAAUAUUGGAUUAAUCUUAUGGAUGAAUUCAUGAAAGAUUACAAAGAUACAGUGCCCAGCAAUAAAACCACCUGCUCCUUCUCUGAGCGCAAGGACGUGUGCAGCGUUAACAUUGAACAAUUGGGCAACUGCUCACCCAGUCAUUCGUAUGGCUAUAACAAUUCAAAACCCUGUGUGUUCCUAAAACUAAACAAAAUCUACAAUUGGUUGCCCGAAUACUAUGAUAAUCCCGCAGAAUUGCCAGAAGAUAUGCCACAACAGUUGAAAGAACAUAUUGCCAAAGUACCUGCGAAUGAGCGUCAACAAGUCUGGGUAACCUGUGAUGGUCUCAACGCCCUGGAUAAGGAAAAAUUCGGUUCAGUUCAAUACUAUCCUUCCCAAGGUUUCCCUUCCUACUACUAUCCCUUCACAAAUCAAGAGGGCUAUUUGAGUCCUUUGAUUGCAGUGCAAUUUGAAAAAUUGCCCCUCGACCAGAUGAUUGCCAUUGAAUGCCGUGCCUGGGCUAAAAAUAUUGAAUACGUUGGCAGCGCCCGCGAUCGUCAAGGCUCUGUGACCUUCCAACUCUAUCUUGAUACCAAAGCAUAAAUGCGCAGCAAAAAGCUAGCAGCGGAAAACGCAAUUCAAAAAGAAAAAAAACUCAGCAAGACCAACAUCAACCACAGAGAAAUAAAUACCACUAACACCUCUUAGUUCUGACACUUUAAAUCUGUAGCCUGAAAGAAAAAUCAAAGCAAGACCAGAAAAAAACAGAAAAUAACAGAAACUUGACAGUUUCACAGCUCUUCUACCCCCUGCCGGCUUCAUCAUCAACAAUAACCACAAGAACAUCAACAUUCAACAUUUUCCCUUGAUUGAACCGUGUCGGUUCCGGUAGUUAUACAUCCUAGUACAUAGAUCUAUACAUUGUAUACUCUGCUUAUAUGUUAACACCACCACCACCAUAAUGUCUAUGUGUUAUGGAAAAAUAACGUUAAUAGUUAUAAACAAAAGAGAAAAAAAAAACUAUAUAAGAAUGUUAACAACCGCCUCUAGGAUUUUUACCCACAAUGUGAAAGCAUCAAAUGAAACGAAACUAA